AUGCCCGGCCCCUACGAGCACACCAAGUUCGAGGUCCGGGGCCCGCGCACGUCGAUCGUCGACAAGCACCAGAACUACACGAUCGCGGCCCCGGCGACGGUCGCGUCCGCCGACGCCAUCGGCGACGGCUGCAAGGCCCUCGACUACUGCUCUGGCAACGGCGCCUGCGACCACUGCACGUCGACGUGCUCCUGCGUCGACCGCCACGGCACCUUCGACAAUUCGCAGACGAACUUCAACUGCGAGGAGAUCAAGUGCCCCAUGGGCCACGCCUGGGCGGGCAUGCCCACGCAGCCGGGCUUCGCCCACGGCGACUUGGUGCCCUGCUCGGGCACGGGGUUGUGCAAGGGCACGUCGGGCACGUGCACGUGCUUCGGGGACUGGAGCGGGCCCGCAUGCGAGCGCCGCGCGUGCCCCGGCUGGGACGCGGACUUUGGGGACUGCAGCGGCCACGGCACCUGCGCUACCAUGCGGGCCCUGGCCAUGCUCGACGAGGCCCUGCCGUUGACGAGCCGCGAGAACCGGUCCUACGCGCACUCGAACAACCAGCGGCCGUCGCACACGUGGGACGCGGACCGCAUCUUCGGCUGCGUCUGCGACUCGUCGUGGAAGUACUUCGGCGCCGACUGCUCCUUGAUGCACUGCCCGUCGGGCGACGACCCCAUGACGCGGCGCGACGAGACGGACUGCUUCAACGUCACCGCGGACGGCGGCUACGGCGUCGGCAAGGUCGGCAACAAGUGCCACGUCGACUGCUCGAACCGGGGGCUCUGCGACCACGAGUCGGGCCUCUGCAAGUGCUUCGCCGGCUUCUACGGCCCGGCCUGCGACACGAUCAACGUGAAGGCGCUGCAGGAGGAGUUGUAA
Molecule: messenger RNA, 867 nt
Organism: Aureococcus anophagefferens
Lineage: Eukaryota; Pelagophyceae; Pelagomonadales; Pelagomonadaceae
Exons: 2
Coding region: 1-867 (288 amino acids)
Biological process (GO): motor neuron axon guidance
Source: RefSeq, a predicted model, not a curated record